Messenger RNA from Protopolystoma xenopodis, 219 nucleotides. NCBI's taxonomy places the organism in Eukaryota, Metazoa, Platyhelminthes, Monogenea, Polystomatidea, Polystomatidae. The record is from the annotation of a GenBank genome assembly.
AUGGACGAAAGUUUGGCACGUUUUCACCGGAAUCGAAGGAGAUUGCCACGGAAACAGAGUCAACAUGAAUGCGCCAGUAAAGCCCGUCGACAGCAGGUGAGGAGGAAUCGGCCGUCGUCUUCUGGUGGGGUCGGCCUUCGAAUCUCUUCACCAAAUACUUUCACUCGAAAUGCACGUCAGCUCAACAUGUCAGUCACGACGGGACAUGCGACGGCUUAG